Eublepharis macularius is the source of this 5795-nucleotide messenger RNA. It is a transcript of the gene GSDMA, whose product is annotated as gasdermin A. Bases 259 to 1692 code for a protein of 477 amino acids. Lineage: Eukaryota; Metazoa; Chordata; Lepidosauria; Squamata; Eublepharidae. Gene Ontology annotation, biological process: defense response to bacterium; pyroptotic inflammatory response. The transcript is spliced from 12 exons. The record is from RefSeq and is a predicted model, not a curated record. Gene Ontology annotation, molecular function: phosphatidylserine binding; phosphatidylinositol-4,5-bisphosphate binding; phosphatidylinositol-4-phosphate binding.
GGAAGGAAAUCUGGCAUUCGCAGCAGGUUCUGGGAAGGAGGGGGGAAUACCUCACUUGCAGUGUCAUCAACUUUCAAGGAAAGCGAAAGAAGAACUAUUCCCCUUCCAUCACAACAGGAAGUUAGAGGUUGAGACUGCUGCCUUGUCUGAAGAGUGGAAAAGACAAGUGAACCAGCUUAAAGCCAGAGAACCAGCCUUUUGAGAGACGUUGUCAUCAUUAAAGGACAGAAAAGUCAAACUGCACAACUACCAGAAAGGAUGUUCCACAAGGCUACUAAGUCAUUGGCUAAACAACUGGACCCAGAAGGAGACUUGAUUCCCGUAUACUGCCUUCUAGAUCAAAAGCAUUUCAGACCUCUGUGCCUGGUUCAAAGGAAGAGCAAGAACCCAUGGUGGCAGAAAGGCCGUUACCAUAAAACUGACUACAAGCUACUUGAUGUACUGUUCCCAGGAAACCAAUCUGCACAACUAGGUUUUCUGUCCCCAGAUAUCUAUGAUUCAGAUCCAAUCACUAUUGUGGACAAUGUGGAUGGAAAAUUGGAGGGGGAUGUGAGUGUGACUACUGACCUAGCAACUUUGGAGUUGAAGAGCAGUGCCAGCAUGUCUCAUGCAAGGUCUGUGAAAGUGAAAAAGAGGCACAUCAGUUCCCACGUCCUUGAUUCUCUAAAUGGAGACAGUAAAAUCAGCUUGGACCACCAGCUCAUUAAGCAAUCAGAGAAGUUCCGAAGGGAUCUAUAUGUUGUCACUGAGACGGUCGAGACUGUGGAAGAGGCUGAGUUUAGAGAAAACAGCAAAACAGAAGGCAGCAUCCUUGCUGAACUUCGCCUCAGAACGAAAAUGACGGGUCUCAGAGAUAGCAAAAAAGCUGUAAUUGUCCCAAAGGACUGCAUCCUGGCAUUCAGGGUCAAACGAUUAAUAAUCAGAGGAGAAUCGUUGGGUAUUUCAAUCUUUCCAGAGGACCCAAGACUAACUUUUCAAUCAUGCAAAGGUGGAUAUCUUGCUGAUGGAGCAGCAACACAACAAAUAACAGAGUCUGGACACAUGGAAAUCACUAGAGGUGGAAAGCCACAUUUAGUUGUGAAAAGCAAGAGAGAACACCCGCUCAAAGAAGUUGAACAGGAAUGUGCACCACUCCGUUUACUGUCUACGGAUCUGCAUGUCAAGUUUUUAAAUGGCUUUUUGGCUGUUGUCAGAAAUAACGACCUUUUGCAAGAACUAGAACUCCAGCUGGAGCAGGCUCUUGAUGGGAUUAAUCCAAUCAAGUUGAAGACUCACAGACCAGAGUUGCAAGGACUGGUGGAGAAUGUACAAGAUUCCACUGGAGCCGUUUGCCCUGCCAUUGGUGAAGCAGUCCUCUACUUUCUUCAGGCUCUGGAUGAAUUGUCAGAAUCUGAGUUGCUGCUUCUGGAAGAAUCUGUGGAAAGGAAAAUGGUGCCUAAGCAGGUGCCUCUGGUACAUCGCAUCCUAGAAAAUGAUUUCAGCAAUAAAAAAGGGACGCUUACUAUAGAUACCCAGAAAGAGUUUGCUUUCAUCGAAGACGAGCUGGACAUAAUGGAGGCUAUGAUCAAGUUAAGCGGAGUGACAGUCCAAAGAAAUGGAGCCAGUCUUGCUAUGACUGGGAACCCUGAUGCUUUCUUGACCCUCGGUGCAUUGUAUGUUGUUUUGUAUGUCCUGAAUCUUCUUUCCAGUUGAGGUGGCUAAUAUUUCACUCAAACGUGUACUGCAAAACACAUUUUCAUUAGCUGUAUUCAGUUCAAAUCCUAUCAAUGUGUAUGUAGUUAUGAUUUUAUGCCCCAGUAUGCAUGACUUUAGGCUUACAUUCAGUUGCCCAUUCACCUCCUUUGGGCAGGUCUGCUCAGAGUUCUUUACAACCCACUUGGGUUUCCAGCAUACUGAAGAGUUUGGUGUAAUCCACUAACUUCACCAUCUCACUGUUCAUUCAACUCUAAAUCAUUUAUGAAUAGACUUAGUGUUACAUUUCAACUGAAGCCCUUGACACUGAGGGUCAAGCUAGACAUGCUGUUUUUUAAAAGAGUUGGUCCUGAGGGGGUCCUCCAGACCCUCAAGCCUUUUCCACAUGUAAAAAUAGCAGGGGAGGGAAGUUUUUCCCUUUUUCUUCUCCUCCAUGUGGAAUAUUCUGUGCACGUGGAACACUAAAAAUGGGGGGAGUGCUAUUAUGACAUGGGAAAUGGCUUGAGGGGGGAGGACCACCACCAUGAAGAGGCAUUCUGAGACCAUUUGGGUUCUCCACUUUUAACAGUUAUUCCUCAAAGCUGCUGUGUGGCUGCAGGGAACUCAAGUUAGGUCUGGGGAACUCAGGCCCAACUCUAAAAACCUGCACGACUAGCUUGACCCUGGGACCCCAUCAUUGCUUGCUUCUUUACGCUGUGAAAAAUGUCCAUUUACUUUGAUACUUUUCACAUUUCCUUCCAGUGCUCUUCACAUUUCUUAUCAACAUCUGUUCAGCUAUGAAAUCAAUCUCAGUUAUUCCUAACUGUUAAUUCAUACACUUGGCCAAUAGUCUGUGUCUUGGCUGUGUUAUCUAGCCUGCUUGUGUUUUCUGUUCUCUGCCAUAGAUUAAUUCAUUGUCCUUGGGAAACAUUUUCAGUGCCUCAUUUGUGAACUGAGGGAAUAUUGUCUAGAAUGUCUUUUAAAUGCUUAAUUCCAUAACAGUAUCCGUUAUGUGUAAGUUAUACAUGUCAAAAAGUGUAGGGCUGCAAAUGGACCCUGCUGCUUAAAUUAGCUACUUGAGUAUUUUUUUUAACCAGGACAUACCAGGUUCUAUUCCUAACCCACUAUUUGGGCCUGGAUCAGGCUCUUAAACCCCGCACUUGUGUUUGCUUUUUAAAAGACAGAUACUGUAAGCCUGACAAUUGCUUUUCCAGACCAUGGAACACCCCAACGCUCAGCUACAGAUAUCAUGGGACAAAAUUAAUAGCAGUGGGCAAACUAGCUCUUAAAGAAACUUAUCAAACAUUACAGAUCUUCUAACUCAGAAACCCCCUACAGUUGCCAGCUCCAGGUUGGGAAAUUUCUGGAGAUUUGGGGGUGGAUUCUGGGAAUGGCAGGGUUGGAGGACCAAAGGAAACUCAGCAGGGUAUAAUGCCAUAGAAUCCAACCUCCAAAGCAGCCAUUUUCUCCAGGGCAACUGAUCUCUGUAGUCUGGAGAUCAAUUGUAAUUCUGGGAGAUCUCCAGGCUGCACCUGGAGGUUAGCAAUCCUACCUGAUAAGCAUCCAAAGAACCUCAAGUUUCCAAAAUGCAUCUUGAAAACCACUUAAGUAUACAACAUGGCUCUCCACGACUCCACAAAAUGAAGAUCAGGAAUAUCUUAAAUCAAACCCCACAGUAACUCAAAUCCCAACUGUGCACCAAAAGGCAGAGAAAUUACUGCAUAAGUGUUAGAUUUUUACAGCUGAAGUGUUAUUAGCUAGCAAGCAUUCCUAAUAGGGAAAAAAACAAAAAUUUACUAAGGUAAUUUAGGAGAAUAUAUGAAAUAAAAAACACCACCCAUAUCUAAUAUUUUUUGACUAGAAGUCUAAGAAGUAUUUUUGAACCACAGAAUUUCAUAUCUACACAAGGAGAAUAAUAGAACAUUUUUUAUUAAUUUCUAUCUCUGCCACCAUAAAAAUUCCUUGUCACAACAGGGGAAUCAUUACUCUUUGAGUAUUGGCAGGAAAGCUGUAACCAGAACCACAAAUUGGUCCACAAAGAACCUCCCAAGCUGGAGAUGAAGAGUUAAAACACUCAGCUUGCUAAUGCGCAUGAAGGAAGAACCAGGAGCUCAUAGCGACUGAUAGCCAGUACCAAGCCUUUGAGUUUUCUGCUACCUUAAGCCCACUUCUCCAGGGGAAAUGUUGAAGUAAAAAUACUGUUCAGCUAUAGGAUUAGCAAAUCUGGUUUCUUUUUAAUGCUCUGCAACGUCUCUAGCUAUUCUCUGAUCAAUUCCCAUUUAUCUGUGUUUGGUUAUGCUUAGAAAUUAAAGCUUUUACUUUUAAAGCUCUGGCAGCUCUUAAUGGUAACCUAUGUGCCUAGCCACUCUUUCAUGGAGGAACAUCAAGAGCUAGCCUGGCUUAGAGGAAAAGCUGGGGCUAGAGGACAGAAGGAGAUUCAUUGUCACUCAUACCACACACACAAAUCCCCUUUAAUGAAUCAGGGCACUGGGAUGCAUCUGGGAAGUUAAGAUACCCUGAUUGGUGACAGUCCACUGAAGAGGGACCCCAAGCAUCUCAAGGAAGGGCCUGGGGAAGAAAAGAUUCUCCUUAAGGGAGUGGAAAUUCCUCAUACACAAGGUUAUACUUGAAGCUGGACUAUUAUAAUGCACUCUACAUGGGUCUCCCAUUAAAGACAACUUAGAAACUCCAGUUGGAACAGAAUGCUGUAGCUCUGUUACUAUCAGAUAUCAGGCAGAACAGGCACGUUCCACCCAUUCUGUAAAUAUUCCAUUGGUUACCAAUCAAUUUCAGUCAGAGUUCAAUUCAAGGUUCUGGUUAUAACCUAAAAAGUUCUUAAUGGCCACAUAUCUACAGGACUGUCUCUCCCACAAUGCUCUGCUGCUACAGCUUCACUCAUCUGAGCAAAUCCUUCUAAAAAUGCCACUCUGCCAAAUGGGUAAGAUCAGCAGCUGUCCAUUCACAUGCAUUCUUAGUGGCACACACACACACCCCUUGUAGAACAGCCUGCUUGAGUAGGUCAGGAAGGCUCUCACACUUGUAUCAUUCCACAGAAUCUGCAAAACUCUAAUGUUCAAGGGGGCUUUUUAAAAAAGAGAUUAACAUUGUAGUAGGAUGAAACUACUGUCCAGGAAGGCAACUUUAUAAUGGAACAGGAUUGUAGUCUACAGCAAUUUUUAUAAUAGGUGUCAUCUUGCUUUUACUGCAUUGUCUUACGCAUUGUGACCCCACUCUCUGUAUUGCCUUAGAUAAUUUGUUCACGUUCUCUCAUUCUGUAAUUCCUAGUUUCCCCAGUGGCUCUAACGACCAGUGGUAGGCUGGGCUUAAAGAGGCCCAGCCUACCAUUUCAAUGCUCAUCCAGAUCUUUGUGGUUUAUUAUACCUAAGCAGAAAGAACUACCUGAGCAGGUCUAAGAAGCAAAUGAAUACUUCAUUAAAGAAAGGGAUUAUGUCAUCAUUGCCUAUGAGGAAGUUGCAAAACCUCUCCUGAAGAAGCCAUUCCUAAACCCAAAUGAGCUGAAAAACUAUGACUCAGUGGUAUGUCCUGAUUGGUAGGUAUGUUAAAAUACCUAGCAGCAAAAUAAAAAACAAGAGUCCAGUCUGGGGUUGUCAGUUUCAGGUUAGGAAAUUCUUAUAAGGAAUUUUUUAUGACCCCUAGUCUAAAAGACCUAUGUAUGAGCAUUUAUUGGAGCUGCCAACACAGAAGGUAAGCUUUUGCUUGUAAGCAGAUUCCUUCGGACACAGUUUAAAACACUGAACACUGUAGGAUAGAAAGCCCUAUUGCAACCAAAACAUUGUUUUGACUUUAUACUCAAGAAUUUACAUUGGAUAAGCACACUCUCAGGAACACGCCCAAAAUUCCAGUAUGGCACCAGACAUGUUUAUAUUAGAGAUUUUUCUGUCUUGUCAAUCAGGACUGUUUUGGUGCCAUGUCUCCUGAAGAAUUUGAUUCUGAAGAAUUGUUUGUAUCUAGUUUUGUAUAACAAUUUUAUCUUGUAUUCUGUAAACAAUUAGCUUUGCAAAGUACGUAAGAUCCUCGGCUAUGGCUGAUCUUUAUGCACAUGUCCUAAUGAGAGCAUUUGCACCUGUGCUUUAUUAUUAAUAAAACUCAUAUUUCUUCAUUGA